Molecule: messenger RNA, 773 nt
Organism: Kockovaella imperatae
Lineage: Eukaryota; Fungi; Basidiomycota; Tremellomycetes; Tremellales; Cuniculitremaceae
Exons: 1
Coding region: 140-643 (167 amino acids)
Source: RefSeq, a predicted model, not a curated record
GCAAUCCAAAAGUCCUGAGCAAGGUGAGUUCUAGGUCCUUCCCCGCUGACCUCAGCACCCACUCUGGCUUUACCUCUUGACCCAUUUCAAAGAAAAGGGCACGUUCGUCGAGGGACCCCUGACCAAUCUUCAACCGAGCAUGAUCCAAUUCUCUCGACCCAAAAAGUCCCUCGCCUCUGCGCUCGAUCCCUUCAAGCGACACGAGUCGACAUUGUCCUCCGAGUACAUGGACAAGGGCCGAGUUCCUGGCCCCGCGCCUAGUCGGUUUGACGCGUACUACAGGACACACGACCUUCACGGGCAUGUCCCGCCUGACGCCCAAUCGGUCAUCUCCCAAGCGGUCACCUCGUUCCCCAUGCCGAAAGGCAAAAACUACACUGGGUACGCCUCAUCGGUCAUCUCGCAGCAACCUGGCGAGACCGCAUCGGUCGCCGGUGGCCCAGCGCCCAGUAUCGCCUUCAGUCAGUUUGACCGACUACCCCACGAGGCAAAUACCGAUAGCAAGGCGAGGCGACGGCUGAGCUUUGGCAGCAUCGCGCCGAGCGAUGCCCCAACGGCAUCCAUGUACGCUUUUGGGUACAAGGCGGGCGACGAUGAUGCGCAGUCGAUCGCCCCGAGUCAAGCUGGCAUGACAGAGUUCUAGUCAUUAUUUUGCUCACACUUGACAUACCACCCAGGCCACGAUGGCACUCAGCGCCGCAGAGACCGGCUCGCCUUAUCGGCGCCGCAGCCGCGCACAUGUGCAUGCAUCACAGCCCUGCAAUGUCCGCAAU